GGGCCGGCGCGGAGCGCUGAUUCGGCCGGAGCUGCCAGCUGGUGGCUGCUGCCGCGGCUUUAUUACAGCUGCUGGAGGGAGAAGCCAGCAGCGGCCCCGCGUCCCAGGGGCUCCCCGUUCCGGCUGGCUCCCCGCACGAAGAGCAGCGGGAAGGGGCGGCAGGAUGAACGUGGGCACGGCACACAGCGAGGUGAACCCCAACACACGGGUCAUGAACAGCCGCGGCAUCUGGCUCUCAUACGUGCUGGCCAUUGGGCUGCUCCACGUCGUGCUCCUCAGCAUCCCCUUCGCCAGCGUCCCCGUCGUCUGGACCCUCACUAACCUCAUCCACAACUUGGGCAUGUACAUCUUCCUGCACACGGUGAAGGGGACACCCUUCGAGACCCCAGACCAGGGCAAAGCCAGGCUGCUGACCCACUGGGAGCAGAUGGACUAUGGGGUCCAGUUCACAGCCUCGCGGAAGUUUCUGACCAUCACCCCCAUCGUGCUGUACUUCCUCACCAGCUUCUACACCAAGUACGACCAGGUCCACUUCGUUCUCAACACCGUAUCCCUGAUGACUGUGCUCAUCCCGAAGCUGCCCCAGCUGCACGGGGUCCGAAUCUUUGGGAUCAAUAAGUACUGAGGGGGCAGCCCCUGCCCUGCCCUGGAUGGCGGGGCGUGUGGAAGGCCGCAGCCGGGGCGCUGCCCGAAGAUGAGGAACUUCUGGAUGAUGCCGGAGCCGGGCCGGAGCCUCUGAGCCCCGGUCCCCCCCUCCCUGCCCCAGUAGCCGAUUCAAAGUAGCUUUUAGUGGGGUUGGGGUCGGGAUGGGCCCCCCCAGGGCGCUGACCUCUUCUAGUUCUUUGGAUCUCUUCCUUUUUUGCCUUUUGAAUAGAGACUCUGGGGAUGGGGAGGCCACGGGCCCAGCUGGACUCCCAGGCUGAGCACAGACCUGGGAGAUGACACAAGAGGGCCCAGGAAGCCCCGCUGCCCACUUUGCUCAUCCUCAGGCCACUAAAGCACUUUAACUCCUGCAAAGGGGAUGGUACAGCUUCUAGAACGUUCCACUUGGAUUCUGCCGUCUUAGGAUGACACUCGGUGGGCCGAUGUGGGGGAGCUUGUGGGGCUAAGAGACGUCCCCUCCAGGCCAUGCUGCGGGCAGCUCCUACACCCACCUAUGUCGGGUGAGGGGGAACGCAUGCUCCCCCAUUUGCCAUCCUGGCCCUGGGAGAGGGGGUGGGAAUUAGGGGUGCGUGGAGACUUAGAAGGGGUGUGUAUAGCUACAGAAGACUGGUGUGAAGGAGGAGGGUGGGGACAAGCUAGAGCGCCCCUCCCCUCUUUAGGACGUGGUCAGGGAUGGGGGCAGGUUUGGAGAAUCAGGUCUCCCACAGAAUGGAGUGAGGUACGAGGGAGUGGUGGGUUUGAAGCUCCAAAGAGGGGCACAAAGGACAGGUAUGAGAUCUUAGUCCUGCAGUACUUGGAGGCGCCUGGGAAGUGGACGGCCCUUCUGAGAACACCCUCUACCCCCAUGAGCAUAUGGGGGCCAUGAGAUCACCCCAAGCAUCGAGCUGUUGGGUCCAGGGUGGGCAGAGACCUUGCUCUUCCCUCCGCCUCCAGCUGCCUUUGGGAGCAAGGUUGGGGAGGCGCCUGGCCCCUUCCCAGAGCCCUCAGUGGAGGAGAGGGCACUGGUCCUAUUCUCUGCCUUGCCCCCCACCCCUAUCCCAUAGGGAACUUUCACCUCAAAAUCUUUCUAAGCUAAGUGUGAAUAGAAUUUUUACUCCCUUUGUACAGUGUUCUGAGAACCGCAAAUAAAGGAUAGCGUGUUCCUGC
Molecule: messenger RNA, 1809 nt
Organism: Suncus etruscus (white-toothed pygmy shrew)
Lineage: Eukaryota; Metazoa; Chordata; Mammalia; Eulipotyphla; Soricidae
Gene: ORMDL3
Product: ORMDL sphingolipid biosynthesis regulator 3
Exons: 4
Coding region: 164-625 (153 amino acids)
Biological process (GO): negative regulation of ceramide biosynthetic process; intracellular sphingolipid homeostasis; ceramide metabolic process
Cellular component (GO): endoplasmic reticulum membrane
Source: RefSeq, a predicted model, not a curated record